Molecule: messenger RNA, 1545 nt
Organism: Exophiala xenobiotica
Lineage: Eukaryota; Fungi; Ascomycota; Eurotiomycetes; Chaetothyriales; Herpotrichiellaceae
Exons: 1
Coding region: 1-1545 (514 amino acids)
Source: RefSeq, a predicted model, not a curated record
AUGGCAACCUCCUCCCCCUCAAAGAUCUCCUUGCUGACGCUCCCGGUGGAAGUCAGCAAGGAGAUCUUGAGGAAUCUCUUGCUCGUAGAGCGCAACCGCGGCCUGGAGACGGCCUUGGGGCCCCUGAACUGGCCUUACAGCCAUCUGGCCAGAGACACCAACCAGUUUCGGGACUGGUGGAGGCGCUUCAACAAGAUGGCGGAGCCAAGCAACCACACCAUGAACCGCGACUCCGAACUCUUCUGGGCCCGAGGCCGCACCAAGAACACCAUCACGCUCGACUUGGCCGUUCUGCGCGUCUGCAAACAGCUUUACGAGCAAGGAAUCACGAUUCUCCUGGAGGAGAACAAGUUCAUCGCAAUCUUUGGGGAGAUGGCCGUGUGCCGCGACGAGAUGAAGUGGUCAAAGAUUUGGAAACCAUAUUGGCAAUGGGACGCGGAGAACACUCGCUUUGUUGGAUCGCCGGUCGAGGUCAAGCCAGUCUUGUCGCUUCUCUUGAAUGGAGAAGAUUAUCAUGAACGCUGGGCGAAGCUCGUGCCGGCCGCAGACCUGCCUGUUGUGGCUGCAGCAAUGGCGAUCGAACAAUGGAGGGACAUAGGGGCCCAGCUCCCCUUUAUUGUUGACCUCAGAAUCAAAUCCGACGCGCAGCCAAGCGACUUUGGAGGAAACAACAAAGAAGAUGACAUUGUCGAUUACCUCGCACCGCGCCUCCUGGUCUGGAUUGGUGAGAGUAUCAGAACCGUCACGGUCAGCAUCGGACGGCCCGAGACAGUGGGAAGCAUCCAAGUAUGCGUCGACAUUGCACAAUCACUCAUCAGCGUCACCAGAGCCUGGCGCCUCUUACCACGAAACAAACAGACAACUCUUUACCUCCAGAAGUUCAUGUCAUACCUCAAUAAGAUCGAUCAAGCCAUCAAAGAUGGCAAUGCCGACAGAGCACUCUUCACCUUCUGGCAACUCACUGACGAGCUGCAAUGCUUCCACUGGCAUCCAGCCAUUCGCCCCCUGCUCGCCGCGCGAGAUUUUGACGCUUUCCAGCUCACCGACUUACCAAACGCAUACUGGACCAUCUACUCACUUGCCUGCCACCGCAUGGCCACCGCCGCCUUACAGACUGUCCCUUCCAACUUCUUCGGACCGACCUCGUUCUUGCAUUGGGCCAUCAUGCGCGCUGAAGUGCCAAUGAUUCAUUUCGCCCACCAGAGAGACUGGCAGCUGCGCACAGUCCUUCAGAUCGCUCGUCUUCUCAUCCAAGCAGGCUCGACACGCUGGGAGCUAUACGACUGCGUGUACACUGCUGCCGAGCAUUUCGACCUUCGUUCGCCAAACGCCCGCCAUCCUGACGGCAAUCCAAAAUUCCGGGACUUGAAAAUCAGUCUGCCAUCGUACAAAAGACUCUCCCUUCAGCCGCAAGAGUACCAGUACCCUCACCCACGCCAUCUGACAGCUGGAGAUAUCGCUGGAAUCGAUUUUUUGGUCGGAGAAUGGACGGAGGAGGUCCAGAACGUGUACGGAGAGGCCAAAAUGAGCCUGCAUCAAGUCUAG